UUCUGGGCUCCCGAGUCCCGGGCGGGGGCGGGGGGAAGCGCCUGCGGCAGAUGCUCCCUGGCCAGGAGGAGGCAUCGUGAGCGCGUGGAAGCAGAUCUGAGAUAAUUGUUUUAACAAAUAUGGAUGAGUGAGCCUGCUGCAGUUCCUUGAGUUUGUCACCACCCGAUUUUGACAUGAUCAAAUGUCUGGUAGAAGAUGUGCGAGCCAAGCUGCGUUCUGGAGUGACAGUCAGCUCCCUGGGGCAGUGUGUUGAGGAGCUUGUCCUCAACAGCAUUGAUGCCAAAGCAACAUGUGUAGCUAUCAGGGUGGAUCUGGAAGCUUUUAAGAUCCAGGUGGUGGACAAUGGUUCUGGGAUGGGGCGAGAAGACUUAAAUAAAAUGGGAAAGCGGUACUUCACUAGUAAAUGCAGCUCACUGGAAGACUUAGAGAACUUGAAAUUCUAUGGCUUUAGAGGGGAGGCUGUGGCAAGCAUAGCAAACAUGGCCAGCAUAGUGGAAGUUUCAUCUAAGACCAACAGGACGGCAAAAACUUUUCUGAAACUGUUUCAUAACGGGCAAGCAUUGGAAGUCUGUGAAGCUGAAGUGAGCAGACCAAGUGUUGGAACUACAGUGACUGUGUGUAAUCUGUUCCAUCAGUUACCAGUGAGAAAGAAGUACAUGGAUCCUGUCUUGGAGUUUGAGAGAGUAAGACAGAAAGUAGAGGCUAUUUCACUGAUGCAGCCCUCUGUUUCACUCUCUUUAAGGAAUGAUGCGUCUUGUUCUAUGGUGCUUCAGCUCCCUAAGACACGAGAUGUAUAUUCUCGUUUUUGUCAAAUUUAUGGGCUGGGCAGAUCACAGAAGUUACGAGAAAUAAGUCAUAAGUCUGGAGGAUUUGAGCUAAGUGGUUAUAUCAGUUCUGAAGGACAUUACAAUAAGAAUAUGCAGUUCUUAUAUGUGAAUAGAAGACUGGUUUUAAAGACAAGACUACAUAAGCUAAUUGAUUUUUUAUUAAGAAAAGAAAGUGUUAUUUGCAAGGCAAAAAGUGUCCCUGCCAGCAGACAGACUAGUUCGAGUCCUGGUUACCAUCGCUGUGGCCCAGAGUUGCAUGGAAUCUUUGUUCUCAAUGUAACUUGUCAGUACAGUGAGUACGAUGUGUGUCUGGACCCUGCAAAAACUCUAAUUGAGUUCCAUAACUGGGAUGUUCUUCUCACUUGCAUUGAGGAAGGAGUAAAAAUAUUUUUAAAACGAGAACAUUUAUUUAUUGAACCGUGUAGUGAAGACAUCAGAGAAUUUAAUGAAGAUAACGACUUUUGUCUGUAUAGUGUCCCAAUUCUGAAACCUUCAAUCUCUGAGGAGAAGAGCAUCCAAGAUAGUUUUAAGAAAGCCUGUGAUAAAAUUGUGGAUUCCUAUGAAAUGUGUAACUUGCAGUCCAAAGAUGUCAAAAGGAAAUCAGUGACUGGAGAAAAGGCUUCCAGUCCUUUUGAGUCAAAUGGAAAUUUAGAGGAAGCUGAAGUAUCUCCAGAUCAAAUGAUGGCUGAACCAACUGACGCAUGUAGGAACAAUGAAGCAGAGAUGUUGCUGUCCAACAAAGAUAGCACACCUUCUGACUUCAGUACAUCAGGUAUCUCAGAACAGGUGCCAAAAGUUGCUAACAUUUCCCCAAAGGUGUUUGAUACUGAUUUCAGAUCUUCAGGAAAUCUCCAUUCCACUCUUGGUGAAGGGGUCAGAUCAGAAAAAAUAGAAACAGGCCAUUGUAAUGACCUGCAGCAUUGUGCAGAGAAUUAUGUAAAAGAUGUGGGAAGCCAGCAAGACAAAGUAGCGCAGAAAAGUAAUACCAUCCAUAUCUUAAAUAAUGAUUUUACUCAGUGGCCAUCUGAGAGACUAGAAGACCCUACUGAAACAACAGUAGGACCCGAAAUUGUCACUGGAAGUUCAGUGAUUGGAAUGUGUAAUGCAAGGACAGGAAAUAGGGAAGCAACUGAAAUGACAAAUGGUGCUGGCAGAGAGGCUGUUAGUUCAAUACCAGUGAAAUUGUGUUCUACAGGCCUUAUAACACACGUUAUGCAAAAUGAGCCACCACACGAAUGUGAACAAACAGAAACAAAUCUAGUGUUAAAUGCACGCUCUAGACCUGGUCCUGUCAGUGCCAAGGAUAUUUUUGGAGACAAAGUAAAUUUUCCAAUUCGUUCUUUAAAUGUUAAGGAUAUUUCCAGUAAUAUAAAUAAAGAAUACACUCUUCCUUACAACAGAGAAGCGUUGAUGGCUGAUGGAAAUAAGCCAUUGGAAAAUGAAACUUCGCCAGAUCAGGUGAGUGAGAGGAUAGCCAUGCCUACUGCAGCUGGCAAAAGGCGUUGCAUGACGUCAAACAUCAGGGAAUUGACAUUGGCAACAUCUUCUGGUAUUCCUCAGAGUAAAAUUAUGAAAAGCAGUGGAAAAGAAAUAGCUGAACCAAGAUCUCAGGCCUGUAAGAAGCUGAGUUUGUCUAUGCAGCUCGGUUCGUUAGAAAAAUUCAGGAGAUACUAUGGGAGAGUCAGGAAUACACUACCAACACCACUGACAGAGGAGCGUGAAUGUGGUCUCACAUUUUUUAAUUCACAAACUAGUUUUGACUCUUCAAAGAAUCAGAAUGACAGUCAUGGUAACCUGAACAUUUGUGAAACUCCAGCUUUGGAAUCUACAGAUUCUAAUAGUAGUAGCCAAGUUCUUGGUUCUUUGGAAGAGACAAUGUUCAGCAGUGAAGAAACAUUACUGGAGAGACAAGCGCUUUGUCAAAGUAAGAGUCCUUUCACAUUGACUGAUUACUCUCAGGUUUCUAAAAAAAAUGUGAGCAGUGCAAGAUCUCUGGGAUCAUUAGCGUCUAAACUGUCCAGAAUGAAAAGUGACCACAGAGAAGUAGAACAGCCUGGUGAACAAUUCCAAACAGAUUCAAGUAGAAGAGAUAACAACUCAUUUAGUCCUGAAUCUUCAAAUAAUGAUUUUUUGUAUAAUGGUUGUCAAAUGUAUAAAACUACCAUGCAAAAAAUGACGAGAAAUUAUUUCAACCUUUCUGAGGGAGAUUCUCCCCAGGAAAUGGACAGUACAGAAGCAGAGUCCGUGGAAAAUACUUUGAGCCAGUCACCGCUCAGCAGCACGGAAGGGGAGUACACCAUCUCCUCAAGCAGAGUUUUAUCGUUACCUGGUAAAAAAGAUGGUUCUAAUGUCAUCUGUACAGAGAAAAUGUUAGGUGAUUCCUCAAAACAGACUUUGGAAGCUGCUAAGGUUCCCCAUAUGACCUUCCUGAGCUGCUUGGAAUUCUCUCCAGAUAGCACAAGUACAGGUGAUCCCAGGAAUGAUUCGUGUUUUUCUGACUGGCUGCAAGAUUUUGAUGUUUUGUCAGGUAAGACGAUAUACAUCAAUAAAACAACAGGACUGAGCACUUACAAUGCUCCUCCUCCUGAAGAAUUUCAAGCUGCCUGCACUAAAGAUAUAACAACAAUGGCUGUGAAUGUUGUCUCAGAGAAUGAUGCUGAAGGGGAGUCUCUCCAGUCACUGCUUUCAGAAUGGAAUAAUCCUGUUUUUGUUCGCUGCCCAGAGAUUGCUGUUGAUGUGACUAGCAGUCAGGCUGAGAAUCUGGCUGUGAAAAUUCAUAAUAUCUUGUAUCCGUAUCGUUUCACCAAAGACAUGAUUCAUUCAAUGCAGGUUCUUCAGCAAGUAGACAAUAAAUUUAUCGCUUGUUUAAUCAACACUAGGAAUGAAGUGGAUAAAAAGGCAGGUGGAAACCUCUUGGUUUUGGUGGAUCAACAUGCAGCUCAUGAACGGAUCCGCCUGGAGCAACUUAUUGCAGAUUCCUAUGAGAAGGAGGCUGCAGCAUGUGGCAAGAAGAAAUUAUUGUCCUCCUCCAUCUCGCCCCCUUUGGAGAUUGAAGUAACAGAGGAACAAAGAAGAUUCUUACGAUGUUGCCACAAAAAUUUGGAGGAUUUUGGCCUUGAAUUAUCAUUUCCUGAGACUAACAGCUCCUUGAUUCUAGUGGGGAAAGUGCCACUGUGUUUUAUAGAAAGAGAAGCCAAUGAAUUACGACGGAAGAGACAACCUGUUGCUAAAAGCAUUGUGCAGGAAUUUAUUCAAGAACAAGUUGAGCUAGUGCAGACCACAGGAGGAGCACGAGGGACGCUGCCUCUGACGUUUCUGAAGGUGUUAGCUUCCCAAGCAUGUCAUGGCGCUAUUAAGUUUAAUGACAGUUUGACUCUGGAGGAGAGCUGUCAGCUCAUUGAAGCUUUGUCAUCUUGCCAGCUGCCCUUCCAGUGUGCUCAUGGGAGACCUUCCAUGAUGCCCCUUGCAGACAUAGACCAUCUCCAGCAGGAAAAGCAGCCUAAACCUAAUUUGGCUAGACUGAAGAAAAUGGCACAAGCAUGGCACCUAUUUGGAAAAAAAAAGAACCUUACCAAAGAAGUGAAAACUGUAAACUGCAACCACCAGAAGUGUUGAUAUGAUCCAGAUUUUCUGGUUAGACAGCAGUAACUUCUGUGGAGCCAAGAUUCUCAUCUAGUGCAGUACCCAAAGUUCUGCCCCAAGUACUGACCUAAGAAGCAGCGAUCAGCCAGGAGGACGUGGCAGGAGGAGCCUGCCCUGGUAGCCUGGAGAAGCGUCUUCAGUGUUAAGAAACUGCAUUGCAAACCUGGGCCUUAUGUCAGUGCUUGACUACCAAAGGCAAGAAGUUGCAGCCACUUCCACUUACUAAAGUACUUCUCAGCAAGUGCAGCACGACUUUUCAUAAUAGGAUAUUUUUAAUUAAUGUACAAAUACAGUCAGUGCUUUGAAAAGGGGGAGGUAUUUAUUAAUAAAAAUUAAUGCUAAGCUCUU
Molecule: messenger RNA, 4817 nt
Organism: Rhea pennata
Lineage: Eukaryota; Metazoa; Chordata; Aves; Rheiformes; Rheidae
Gene: MLH3
Product: mutL homolog 3
Exons: 12
Coding region: 174-4442 (1422 amino acids)
Biological process (GO): mismatch repair
Cellular component (GO): mismatch repair complex
Molecular function (GO): ATP-dependent DNA damage sensor activity; ATP hydrolysis activity; mismatched DNA binding
Source: RefSeq, a predicted model, not a curated record